AUGUUAUGUCAGACACCGAUUUAUAGAAGAACAUCAGAUGGUUAUGAAUUUAAUAUUAUUUAUACCAAAGAAACAAUUAAGCAUGAUGGUGAGAUUUUGGACAAAGGUAAAGUUAGUCUUGUAGAACUUUACGUUGUAGAUAAAGAGAAAGGAAUUGAUCCAAAGUUUAUAGAUGUUCCAGAUUAUUCUUUAAUGGCGACUUAUAAAGUACAUGAUGACAGUUUAUGGCAAGAAUGCAAAAAUGGCAAACUUCACGGAUUCAGUUUAGCAGGAUAUUUUUCUAUUGAACACAUUAAAAAAGAAAAUUUUAGGAAAACACAUACGAUGCUUGAAGUUAUAAAGAACAAAGUUAAGGAAUUUUUGCUUGAAUUUAGUAAUGUUUCUACAGAUAAAGGUUCAAUUUAUUGGCAAGGUGAAGAUCUUAAAGAAGGUCUUGCAGUUGCAGAUGAAAACGGAGAAGUUAUUGCAGAUGGUGAUUAUACACUUGAUGAUGGUCGUGUAAUUACAGUUAAGGACGGAGUUAUUUCUUCUAUAUCUGCACCAACAGAAGAAAAGCCAGCAGAAGAACCAGAAACUGCACCAGAAGAGAAAGAAACGGAGCAGACAGAAGAAACUACUACAGAAGAAAAAGAAGACGACACGGAGCAAGAAACUGAGCAAGAAACAAGCACAGAAGAAGAGACUACAGAAACUACUGAGGAAACAAAAGAACCAGAAGUUGAAGAGUCUGCAGCACCAGAGUCACAAGCAGAAAAACCAGCAAGUUUUUAUGAACCAGCAAUUGAUGAACUUAAAAAUUCUAUCGGUUUGAUUGAAGGAAAACUUGCAAUAUUAGAAGAAACAGUUAAAACAAUUAAUGAUUCUUUACAAGACAUUAUUUAUAUUACACUUCAGGACGCAGAAGGUUGUGGUUUUGAUCCAGUUGGUUCUCAGACACUUUCACAGCGUUAUAUUGAGCCAAAACUUGUUAAGUUGAACAUGGAAUAUUGUGACAAGAACUUGCUUGGUACAUGGGCACAAUAUCAAGUUAAAAUUGCAGCAGGUAAAGAAGUUCUUCCUUUUGAAGAACAGUUUAUUGGUGAUGUAAUUGCACAUGUAAAUGACGCAGUUGAAAAGACUGUAUGGCAAGGCCAGAAAGCAAAUGCUGGUGAAUUCGACGGUAUUCUUGCAGUUCUUGCAGGUUCUGCACAGACAGCAACUAAAGACGCAACUUCUUAUUGGAAGACACUUCAGAAUGUUUAUUUUGCAAUUCCACAGGAAGCAAAGAAAGAAGAUACUGCUAUCUUCGUUUCACCAGAAUUCUACGAGGCAUGGGUUCAGGAAAUGAUAGAGAAGAACAUGUUCCAUAUUUUCCCAAAUGAUGCAGCAAAUUCAGUUAAACUUCCAGGUACUUCAGUUGAUGUAAUUAAGGUUAAUGGCCUUAGCGGCGCAAACAAGAUUGUUGCUGGUCGCAAGUCUAAUGUUUAUAUUGGUGUUGAUAUGUCUAAUGACAAGGAAACAUUUGAUUUCUGGUAUUCAAAGGACGAUCGUGUAUUCCGCCUUGCAAUUGAGUUCUCUUAUGGUGUUCAGGUUGCAUUCCCAGAUGAAAUGGUUGUAUGUUCACUUUAA
Molecule: messenger RNA, 1608 nt
Organism: Cylicocyclus nassatus
Lineage: Eukaryota; Metazoa; Nematoda; Chromadorea; Rhabditida; Strongylidae
Source: the annotation of a GenBank genome assembly